Molecule: messenger RNA, 2080 nt
Organism: Manihot esculenta (cassava)
Lineage: Eukaryota; Viridiplantae; Streptophyta; Magnoliopsida; Malpighiales; Euphorbiaceae
Product: rust resistance kinase Lr10
Exons: 2
Coding region: 260-1237 (325 amino acids)
Biological process (GO): protein phosphorylation
Molecular function (GO): protein kinase activity; ATP binding
Source: RefSeq, a predicted model, not a curated record
UUUAAAAAACACAAAUGUCAUAGUUAUUUACCCUUGCUUCCUUUAACUUUUGGGAAUACCAACAUCACCGUUUUCCUAUACAGUUGCUGUCUAUUAUUGGCUCCCAAUCAAGAUCUUGCCUAAUGUUGGAAAAUUUUUUGCUGCAAGAACUUUAAUUGGGGCUCUGUUGUUAGUUGCAUUUCUUACGUACAAAUGGCGAAGAAGGCACCUAUCAGGAUAUGAUGCAAUUGAAGAAUUCUUACAGAACCACAAUAACCUUAUGCCAAUAAGAUAUUCUCACCCAGACAUUAAGAAGAUUACUAGAGGUUUUAAGGAAAAGUUAGGAGGAGGUUUUGGUUGUGUAUAUAAAGGAAAACUUCGAAGCGGUAAAGUUGCUGCAAUAAAGAUAUUGAAUAGCUCUAAAGCUAAUGGACAAGAUUUUAUCAAUGAGGUUGCUACUAUUGGACGAAUUCACCAUGCUAAUGUUGUACAAUUAAUUGGCUUUUGUUUCGAGAGAUCAAAGCAAGCUCUUAUAUAUGAAUUCAUGCCUAAUGGGUCUCUUAAUAAUUACAUAGGUCGUCAAGAAGGAUCGAUUUCUCUAAGUUGGGAAAAACUUUAUGAGAUUUCUCUUGGAGUGGCCCACAGCAUUGAAUAUCUACAUGAAGGUUGUGAUAUGCAAAUCCUUCAUUUUGAUAUCAAACCUCAUAAUGUUCUCCUUGAUGAAAAUUUCACACCAAAGAUUUCAGAUUUUGGGCUUGCUAAAUUUUAUCCAACCAAAGGGAACAUUGCAUCUCUCACAGCUGCGAGGGGAACGAUAGGAUACAUGGCACCAGAAUUGUUUUAUAAAAACAUUGGACGUGUCUCAUAUAAAGCAGAUGUAUAUAGCUUUGGAAUAUUGAUGCUAGAAAUGGCAGACAAAAGGAAGAAUGUAAAUUCACUUGCUGAACAUUUAAGUGAAGUUUACUAUCCAUUUUGGGUACAUGACCAACUAUCUAGUGGAAAAUUACCGAUAAAAGAUACAACAGAGGGAGAAAAUAUAAUAGCUAGAAAAAUGAUUUUGACAGAAUUAUGGUGUGUGCAAAUGCAACUUUGUGAUCGUCCUCCCAUGAAAAAAGUUAUAGAGAUGCUUGAAGGAGACUUGGAAAGCCUACAAUUGCCUCCGAGGCCUAUUCUAUUUCCUGCAACCCCAGUGACCAUGGAUAAAGGAGAAUCAUCAUUAGAGUUAGGAUCAAGUAGCUUGAUUGAAAAUUCAAGUUAAGUGACUUGAUACGCAAUAUCCCACUACUCAUUUGAAGGUUUGUUCUUCAAGUUUUUUCACUUUAAAAUGCUCUAAAGACUUAAUUAGUUAAUGACUUGAUCAUAAUUAAUUUAUAGUGAAUGUAUGUGUAUUUAACUUAAGAGUGUAAGCUGCCUUAUUCAUAUUUGUGGCUAUUAAUUUCAAUGUGGACAAUGCCAUAUAGGUGAGUAAGAUAAGAAUAAGACAGUAGAGUUUACGAAGUUUAGAUGUGUAUAAAUGCAUUCAGUCGAUUCAAUUGGCAAUGAGCAUCAUCCUCUAUUUUGAAUCAGCUCUGCUAAUGAUUUAUUAAUUAUCUAUUUCUAUAAUUGAUUGUAGUUUAUUGUCCUUCAAAACAAAACGGGUUGAUUUGGAUUUAAACUUUGAUAUUUUUAUUUUCCUUGUUUGUUUGUUAUGAAUCUAAGAUGGGUCAACCAAUUUUUUGUUCCAACUUGCCAAUGCAAUAUGUUCUAAUGGAAUUAAUUUGGUUUUGAAUUCAUAUUCCUUGUUUAGUUGAUUAUAUAGAUAGCCUCAGUAUUAAAGCUUUUACGCUAUUUUUUUUAUGAAAAAAUAACAUAUGUAUGUAUACAUGCGAAAAUAUUUCUAAUUAAAUUAUGUUUCAAGAAAAUAACUUGCUUCUUACUUAUGAUCUUCUCCCGAAUUGCCCUAUAAAUGAAUGAUUUUCUUAUAGAGCUAAUAGCUUAGAUUUUUAAAUUAGAAAAUAUAUUCCAAACUAGGAGAAUAUUCCCUAUUGCUAUUUGAUGGUGCUGAAACGAAAUUGUACUGCAAUUGGUCACUCUGCAAAAAAGAGAACGUGAGGUGAUUGGC